Molecule: messenger RNA, 1010 nt
Organism: Centruroides sculpturatus (bark scorpion)
Lineage: Eukaryota; Metazoa; Arthropoda; Arachnida; Scorpiones; Buthidae
Product: fatty-acid amide hydrolase 2-A-like
Exons: 6
Coding region: 48-950 (300 amino acids)
Source: RefSeq, a predicted model, not a curated record
AAUAUAGGUUGAAUGCUUAUAAUAUCACUAGUUUCUGUCUGUUAAACAUGCUUGUUAAAUCUUUCUUCAUUACGAUAUGGAGCCAAAUCUUAUUAGGAACUAGGAUAUCUCUAGACUGUGCAACAAGUUUAUUAUUUGGAAUCAUUUAUUGUAGGGAAACACGUAAAAUAGAAUGCGCUAAAAAUCCAAUUUUACUGGAAAGUGCUACUUCUUUAGCAGAGAAGAUACGAAAAAAACAGUUGAAAAGUGUGGAGGUAAUUGCAGCGUAUAUUUCUAGAAUCAAGGAAAUUCAACCAAUAUUAAAUGUUGUUGUAGAAAACAGAUUCGAACAAGCGUUAGAAGAAGGGAGAAACGUGGAUGAGUUAAUAGCUUCUCAAAUAUAUACAGAAGAAGCAUUAGAACAGCGUUUUCCCCUUUUAGGUGUUCCCUUUUCUUCUAAGGAAUCAUUAGCUAUUAAAGGUAUGAGAGUAACAUGUGGACUAGUUUGGAAAAGCGAUAACUUAGCCUCUGAAGACUGCGAUGCUGUAAAAUUGUUGAGAAAAGCCGGUGCUAUACCUUUAGUUACUACGAAUGUACCGGAAAUGUGCGCAUCUUGGGAAUCGUACAAUAAAGUAUACGGUCGUUCUAAAAACCCUUAUAACAUUAAAAGAACUGUCGGUGGAAGUAGUGGAGGUGAAGGUGGUCUGUUAGGAGCUGGAGGAUCUGUGAUUGGAAUUGGUUCUGAUCUCGGUGGUAGCAUUAGAAUUCCUGCUCUCUUCAACGGAAUUUUUGCUCAUAAGCCAAGCAAACGUAUUGUGUCAAUCAAAGGGAUAUUUCCACAGUUUUUACACGAUAACGAAGAUUAUUGCGUUGUUGGGCCUAUGACUCGAUAUUCUACAGAUUUAUCAUUAAUGAUGAAAGUUAUGGCAGGAAAUAAUGCAUCGCGACUGAAGCUUGACGAAAAAAUUUAAGGAAAAUAAGGAUAUAUUAUAUGAAAUCUGACGGUGGAAAAAAUCCGUUAUGUACUCCGA